UGUCCAGAGAAAAGAUGGCGACGAAGUCCAACCAAAUCGAAAUUUGUCGGUUUUUUUGUCAUUUCCUACCUUAUUCACCCGUCUUCUACUCUGAAUCAACGAUAUAUUGUUGCCGUCCUAACAAUCUCAAGCUGUAAAUCUGCAAACACUGACGCAAAACAUCGGUCAUUCGACAUAUAUCGACACUGAAAUGAAAUGUACACCAUGCAAUGCAUAAUUCACACAUUUACUGAUUUAGCUACACUGCAGAUAGAGAUAGGACUUUAGGCCUACUAGGCCUAGAUGAGAUUGUACCCAAAACCGGUCACGGAUCAUCCAAAACAAACUGUCCACACCAGCGACAGCGUCCACCGGAAUUUUUCGAAUGGUCCUUUAUUGAACGAAUUGCAACAAUGAGUGCAAAGAAAAAGAAAUCUGGCAAGGGAGUUUCAUCAGAACGUGGUCAAACCGAAACUCCAAAUAUCUCCAACAGAUUUACUGAUGCACCGGUUCCCCAGAGCCGGACACCAAAGCAGGCUGGCAACUUGACGGGAUUGGCUCGGAAGGUGAAAGACAGCUGUGCUGACCUUCAUAAUUAUACCAACAAGUGGGACUCAAUCAGCAACAAAGGACAAGAAAUCAUCAGUCUGAUUGCAAACAUCAAGCUCAAGAAUAUAUUGAAAGAUGAAGGCGAGAGGACAGAGCUGGAGCUAGACACACACUUACAUGUAGAAGAGUUACAAACACUGUGCGAAAAACUAGAGAAAGUUUUUCAAACUUUGGAGAAGAUAAUUGGGAAGCUUGAAGGUAUCAGCCGCACUCUGAAGGGGGUGUGUGACUUGGAAUGGCAUCAGAAUGGACAGGCUGUACCUCAACAUCCUCUCUUUCUCACCUGGCAAACCAAACAGUUCUAUGACACUGCCACAAACCUGACUAAGAUGUACAAGAAGGAAUUAGAUCUUCGUCGUACAAUCAUUGAGAACAUUGCUCACACUGAUGAUAGAGACUUAAUGAUGUUCUACACCAGUGCCUGGCUGCAUCAACCUUAUAUUGACUCUGACACUCAACUCUUAUUAGAAAGCUGUCUUGUGGAGACAGGGCAUAGAUAACACUGCCCACUAUUCACUCUGAUUUGAGUGUCCCGGCAGUCAUUAAGUGUAUGAUGCUGUGUGUAUGCCAACACCUUUUCUAAAAGAGGCUGAGCAAUAUCUAAUGGGUCAGAUUGCAACUCGGGUGAUAUAAGAUCUGCAUGGACUAUGAUUGUGUGUCGCAGUUCAUCUAGUCCAAGAGAGUCUGCCCUAAAAGAGAUGUGCCAGAUUGUGUCCUUGUAAUUUAUCCUGCUGGCACUUGCCUUGACGAAAAGAUUGGUUUCAUUAGGAGUAACUAACUUCGGACAUUGUGUAUACUUGUAAAUUUGUUCAAAUAAACUUACCUUGGUAAUCUUC
Messenger RNA from Lineus longissimus, 1424 nucleotides. RefSeq names its product cyclin-dependent kinase 2-interacting protein-like. NCBI's taxonomy places the organism in Eukaryota, Metazoa, Nemertea, Pilidiophora, Heteronemertea, Lineidae. The record is from RefSeq and is a predicted model, not a curated record. The transcript is spliced from 6 exons. The coding region runs from base 393 to 1088 and encodes 231 amino acids.